GCGUUCAGUUAGUGCGGGAGCGGUGUGGACGCCCAGGCUGGUGCACCCCUCGUGUCUGCAGGCCCCGGAGCUGGACAUGGAGAGCCGCUGGGGCAUCGUCGUCAUCGGCCUCCUCUGCUGUGUCUCCUGGGUGGAGGCCAUCACAAGUUCUCCCAAGAUCCAGGUGUACACUCGCAGCCCCGCGGAGAAUGGGAAGCACAACCACCUGAACUGCUACGUGUCCAACUUCCACCCGCCCCAGAUCACCAUCCGACUCCUGCGGAAUGGCGAGGAGAUGCCUAACGUGGAACGGUCCGACCUGUCCUUCAGCAAUGACUGGACCUUCCACCGCCUGGUCCACACUGGCUUCGUCCCCAACGACAAAGAUGUUUUCGAGUGUGAAGUGACCCACAACUCUGUCACAAAAUCUGUCAAGUGGGACCGAGACAACUAGCCGCAUGUGGCAGGUCUGAAGACGGAGCCAUGCAAUGCACUGAAAUCCGCAAGAAACGAAGCGCCCUCCUCCCCGUGAUUUUUCCAGCAGCAAAGCUUCUCCGAUGGCCGACUCCAACGCCCAGCUUGCCCAAGAGCUGAACGCCUGCCGUGAUGGUCGAGAGCCCUCCCGUUUGACCUGCGGCUUCUUAAUAGGCCAGGAUCGUCGUCGUCAAUCGUAUUUAUUGAGCGCUUACUGUGUGCAGAGCACUGUACUAAGCGCUUGGGAAGUACAGAUUGGCAACAUAUAGAGACGGUCCCUACCCAACAGCGGGCUCGCAGUCUAAAAAGAUGCAAGGCAGAGCCCAAACGGGGACUGGAUUUGUGGAUUUGACACUGCUAGGCCCAGUCGCCUUGAGUCACCAACAGCACCGGUUAUAUUCACCAGUAGAUACUGGGCGUUAACUGGCCAGAAAAGCCUCCAACCGAUCCGACUUCCACUUUGGUGCCCCUUCCUUUCCCCCAGCCCUCACCAGUCCCCCCCGGUCCUCCGCUUUAGGUCCCAGGACCUUUCCCCGCUUUGCUUAGAAUAUCAGCCGCAGAAGUGAGAUCGCCGCAGCUGGCUUUCUGUCAGGCCCUUCUAACCUCCUAGCGAAUAACGGAGUUCAUUUGUGAGUUGUAGGAAAUCUGUGCCUUCCUAAUAAAAGUCACAACGGAGUGUC
Tachyglossus aculeatus (Australian echidna) is the source of this 1133-nucleotide messenger RNA. It is a transcript of the gene B2M, whose product is annotated as beta-2-microglobulin. Gene Ontology annotation, cellular component: MHC class II protein complex. The record is from RefSeq and is a predicted model, not a curated record. The transcript has 4 exons. Gene Ontology annotation, biological process: peptide antigen assembly with MHC class II protein complex; antigen processing and presentation of exogenous peptide antigen via MHC class II; positive regulation of T cell activation. NCBI's taxonomy places the organism in Eukaryota, Metazoa, Chordata, Mammalia, Monotremata, Tachyglossidae. Bases 77 to 433 code for a protein of 118 amino acids. Gene Ontology annotation, molecular function: MHC class II protein complex binding.